This is a messenger RNA of Papaver somniferum (opium poppy), 2258 nucleotides long. Its product is annotated as zinc finger MYM-type protein 1-like. Bases 178 to 1548 code for a protein of 456 amino acids. NCBI's taxonomy places the organism in Eukaryota, Viridiplantae, Streptophyta, Magnoliopsida, Ranunculales, Papaveraceae. The record is from RefSeq and is a predicted model, not a curated record. The transcript is spliced from 2 exons.
GAUCGGGAUUUCCUAAACCUAGCUGCUGAGAGAACUUGAAAAACAGCCUCGAAGCCUCAAAGGCAUGAGAAGACUGAUCAAAUCACCGAAUUCUUUGAAGAAUCUUAGACCAAAUCGUUGUUAAUUAUUGCAAGUAUUAAUUAUUGUGAAGUAUUUGAGAGAAUUUCAUCACGAGGUAUGGUUAAGUUUGUGACCAAAACUAAGAGACAGAGAAAAACAGAUGUUCUAGAAUUUUCAGUUUCAAGUAUUCCAAGUUCACAAGUACCUCCUCCAUCUACUAAUACUGACGGUACACAAGUAGUACCUUCCAUCCCUGCUCCUACUCUGUCACAGCAAGCAACUUCUAGUACUGUCCAGGAUGAGUUCUCGAUAUGGAAUCUUCAAACAGACCCUGCAAUGAGAAAGCCAAUAUCAAGUUAUCAUCCUAACGAUCAAGACAAAGUACGAAGAGCUUACAUGAAGAUGGUUCCUUUCCAACCUAAGAAUUUUCCAUUUCCACAAAAGCUAAUGGGAAAAAAGAAUCCUAAGAACAGAAGAUUCAAUGAAGCUUGUUUUUUAAAACAUGGAAGUUGGUUAGAGUAUAGCAUAUCUAAAGAUGCUGUAUUUUGCUUGCCGUGUUAUCUUUUUAGAAAUUAUGUUAAGGGUAAAGGUAGCUCUGAUGCUUUUGUGAAUGCAGGUUUCUCAAAUUGGAAGCAAUUUGAAAAGUUAGAUAAGCAUGUAGGAUGUCAUGACAGUGCACACAAUGAUGCAUAUAUGAAGAGUCGCGAGUUAUUGCAGGAAACACAUCAUAUUGAGGCUAUCUAUCAUCGUCAAAAAGAACAAGAGAGUUUGAGUUACAUGAUUCGUUUGACAGCUUCAAUUUGUGUUAUUCGGUUUCUUUUAUUGCAAGGAUUAGCUUUUCGUGGACAUGAUGAAUCCGAUGCUUCACAUAAUCAAGGUAACUUUCUUGAACUUCUUCAAUACACAACUGAACAUAAUGAUAGUAUCAAGAGUGAGGUUAUGAAAAAUGCUCCUGGUAACAACAAAUUAACUUCACCGGACAUCCAAAAGGAAAUAGUGAGUGCAGCUGCAAUGGAAACUAUGGAUGCGAUUCGUGAUGAUAUUGGAGAUGCUUUCUUUGCUGUUAUGGUUGACGAAUCUCGUGAUGUAUCAGUGAGAGAACAAAUGGCAGUUGUUAUACGUUAUGUCAACAAGAAAGGAUGUGUUAUUGAAAAGUUUAUUGGUAUAAUUCAUGUUCUUGAAACGACAUCAAUUUCAUUGAAGACUUCAGUGGAUGCAUUGUUUUCCAAGUACGGUUUAAAUAUAAUGAGAUUGAGGGGACAAUGUUAUGAUGGUGCUAGUAAUAUGCAAGGUUCGACUAACGGAUUGAAAGCACUCAUAUUAAGAGAAAACCCAUCAGCAUAUGUUAUUCAUUGUUUCUCGCAUCAACUUCAGCUGGCUCUUAUGCAUGUUGCUCAAAAGCAUACAGAAGUUGCAUUGUUCUUUACUAUAGUUACUAGAGUUGUUAUUAUUGUUUCUGCGUCAUUAUCAAGUUGGUUAUUUUUAUGAAGUCAUUGAUAUGCAAAUUGAUGCGCUUAAUGAUGGAUUUGAUGAAGUGAACACCGAGCUACUUUAUUGUUUGUCGCAUUUGAAUCCGAGCGACAAGUUUUCAGCUUUCGACAAAGGUGCAUUAAUUCGUCUUGCUAAAUUAUAUCCAACUGAUUUUUCUCAAAUGGAUAUCAUGAUUCUCGACCGACAACUAGAUACCUUUCUUGCUGAUGUUCUUUCUAGUAAUGAUUUUUUUUGAAUUAGGUGGUAUUAGUGCGCUUGCCCAGAAAAUGGUUGAAACGAAAAGAAAUAUAGUGUACUUGUUGAUUACAUUAUCUUUGAUAUUGUCGGUUGCUACAGCUACUGUUGAGCGAGUUUUUUCAGCAAUGCAUAUAGUGAAGUAUCGUUUGCGUAACAAUAUUGGGAAUGAUGGUUGAACAAUUGUUUACUAACCUACAUUGAGCGGGAACUUUUUCGCAAGAUCAGCACUGACAGGAUUAGACAGCGAUUUCAAGAUAUGGCAACACGUCGCGGACAUUGUUGAAUAUGAAAACAAUUUGGUUUUUUUUGGUAAAGAACACAGUUUUUUGGGGUAUAAAAUUAAAGAACAAUACACGAUCGAAGAAUGAAUUAGCUAACAUAUCUCUAGUAUUGUAUAUUUUGUUGCGACAGAGCGCUACUAGGUGUUGUAAUACAAUCUUUCAUGUGUAAUGAAAUUUUUUUUGGACUUA